UAUUGCUCUCUGCCUGAGAUACACUAACUGGCACUAGCACAGCGUUAGGAUUGAGCCUGGACCAACAGGUGGACCCUCAGUCAGAGCAUCCUCUCUUACAACAUCCCCCAUCACCCUCACCUUGCUCAGCAUGGAGUACCAGAGAACUACCAUGCUGUCACUCCAGAGGAUGUUGGGCCUCCUCAUGCUCAUAUUGUUACAUGGAGUAGUUACCUCUCCUCUUGAGCUCAACCCUCCCAGAGUGGUGGUGAGAUAUGGAGACUCAGUCUCAGUCAACUGCAGCACAUCCUCCACAGACCAUGAGGGGAUGGGCUGGGAGGCCACAUACGGAGGUACAGGUUUUGAACAAGAUGUCAACAUUGUCACCUGGACUGUGGAUAACCUUACUGAUUGGACAAUAGAACCUAAAUGCUACAUCCUUCUCAAUGACAGCAACCAACCCAUAGAAGUGCUUCCAGUCAUUCUUUACAAGACUCCAGUCAGCGUGUCCAUCUCUGUUCUGAGCCACUCUGGUCCCAUGGUGGAGGGGACAGAGUACCAGCUGCAGUGUGACAUCCUGAACAUCGCUCCUCAACAGAACCUGGUUGUGAAGUGGUACAAAGGGAAUGAACCCAUAGAUAAUGUAACUUACAGUAACAUCAUUAAGACACCAGUGGAUGUGUCAGCUCCUCUGAUGAUCAGCCCCAGUAGAGAUGAUGAUGGAGCUCAGUAUAGAUGUAGAGCAGAACUGGACCUGGGACCAGAGGGACCACAACACCAUCCUACAGUGACAUCAGAACCUCUCAACAUUACUGUGCACUACGCUCCUAAGUUCCUUCCAGGGAAUGACACAGUGGUGGUGAGUGCAGGCAGUGAUGUGUCUCUGGACUGCAGUGCUGAGGGGAACCCUCCUCCUGAGCUGAAGUGGACCAACAACACUGCAGAGGGAAAUGCCAAUGAGACCAUUGUAGGGCGCCUGCGUACUCUCUCUAUCUCCAGAGUAACAGCUAAUGCAACUUACAACUGCACAGUCACAAAUAGACUGGGCUCCAUCACCAAGCAAAUGCAUGUCCUUGUAGAAGUACCUCCACAACGUCACCUAACGAUGUUCCCCACAGUACCCACAACUCCAGGAGCUACGACCACCCUCCCAGCAGCAGCCAAGCCAAAAGUAGUUACCUCUCCUCUUGAGCUCAACCCUCCCAGAGUGGUGGUGAGAUAUGGAGACUCAGUCUCAGUCAACUGCAGCACAUCCUCCACAGACCAUGAGGGGAUGGUUUGGGAGGCCACAUACGGAGGUACAGGUUUUGGACAAGAUGUCAACAUUGUCACCUGGACUGUAGAUAACCUUACUGAUUGGACAAUAGAACCUACAUGCUACAUCAUCCUCAAUGACGGCAACCAACUCAUAGAAGUGCUUCCAGUCAUUCUUUACAAGACUCCAGACAGCGUGUCCAUCUCUGUUCUGAGCCACUCUGGUCCCAUGGUGGAGGGGACAGAGUACCAGCUGCAGUGUGACAUCCAGAACAUCGCUCCUCAACAGAACCUGGUUGUGAAGUGGUACAAAGGGAAUGAACCCGUAGAUAAUGUAAUUUACAGUAACAUCAGUAAGACACCAGUGGAUGUGUCAGCUCCUCUGAUGAUCAGCCCCAGUAGAGAUGAUGAUGGAGCUCAGUAUAGAUGUAGAGCAGAACUGGACCUGGGACCAGAGGGACCACAACCCCAUCCUACAGUGACAUCAGAACCUCUCAACAUUACUGUGCACUACAAGCCAGUGAUUGAACGUCUAAACCUGGACAGUCAUGUGAAUGAGAGUUCCACCCUGGACAUGAUCCUUUAUACUGUCAAUGGGAAUCCUCCCCCUAAUGCUGUGUGGUACCAGGAGGGCAGACAGGUCAAUGCCUCUGCACCCCUGGCCAGGACGGACUCAGGCCAGUAUGUCAUCACGAUCACCAAUGACAUAGGCAGCACCAACUCUACUGUUCACAUCACAGUGGAAUAUGCCCCCAAGUUUACCUGUCCUGAUCAAUAUAGAGUUAAAGAGAAUGAAAAUCACAACCUCUCUGUCACCUGUACAGUUGAUGGCUACCCUUCUUCUAAAAUCACCUGGUUGAAAGACCUACAGGAAGUGGAUAUCCCUCAAAGUCUGUCUAGGGAAAACAGAGGGGAGUACACCCUGGUUACAAAGAACAAACAUGGACAUGCCUCUCACACGCUUGUUAUUGACGUCUUGUAUGCUCCUGAGUUCCUUCUAGGGAAUGACACAGUGAGGGUGAGCAGCAACAGUGAUGUGUCUCUGAACUGCAGUGCUGAGGGGAACCCUCCUCCUGAGAUCUGCACUGCCACGAAUAGAGUUGGGACAGCCACUAGAACUACAACAGUAACUAUGAAAGAUUACUACACAAAUGUCAUUUUGGGGAUUAUAGUAGGUAUCUUGGUCAGUUUUGCCCUGAUAUUUAUCUUCUAUAAGUGGAGGAAAAGACAAGGACAUUAUAAAGUCAUACCAAACGACACCACAGAAGUCAACCAGCUAAACGAUGUUCCAUUGAUGACACUGUUGGGGUAGGCAACCCUGAUCCAGCGGGGUAUCCUACGAAGCAGGUUUGAGGAGUUACCGAGGUAAAUUUUAUCAACUCUGAGUUCAAUUCAGGAUAACCGGUCAUGUGAAAGUGUCUCACCCAUUAGCCAGGUACACUACCAGUCAAAAGUUUGGACACACUUACUCAUUCAAAAGUUUUAGUUUCUUUUUACAAUUUU
Coregonus clupeaformis (lake whitefish) is the source of this 2736-nucleotide messenger RNA. Its product is annotated as intercellular adhesion molecule 1. NCBI's taxonomy places the organism in Eukaryota, Metazoa, Chordata, Actinopteri, Salmoniformes, Salmonidae. The record is from RefSeq and is a predicted model, not a curated record. The transcript has 10 exons. Gene Ontology annotation, biological process: cell-cell adhesion. Bases 131 to 2545 code for a protein of 804 amino acids. Gene Ontology annotation, molecular function: integrin binding. Gene Ontology annotation, cellular component: membrane.